Molecule: messenger RNA, 6183 nt
Organism: Phascolarctos cinereus (koala)
Lineage: Eukaryota; Metazoa; Chordata; Mammalia; Diprotodontia; Phascolarctidae
Product: sialic acid-binding Ig-like lectin 13
Biological process (GO): cell adhesion
Cellular component (GO): plasma membrane
Molecular function (GO): sialic acid binding
Source: RefSeq, a predicted model, not a curated record
GCAGCAGGGGCCAGAUGGAGCUUCCUCACCAGUCUAGGCCAGCAUUGCCUGGAUCAGCAAUUUACUUUUACUUCUUCCUCAUUUGUCAUCCUGGAGGCAGAAUACCCUCAGCUUCCCCCACUGUGGCUACUUUGGUGAAGUCCCUCCCCUUGGAUCUGGGUCUGUCAGAGUGGAGCCCCAUGCACCAGUCUCCGAGAAUUCCCCUCGCUGGAUCCCAGAACUGUUAGGUUCCUUGUAGGCUGGGCUGCCUUAGACCUUUCCUUCUGAACAAGCCGACUGACGUUUUCACAGACUCUGGGGUUGGAGGAGGUCCCAGGUCGGAGCCUGGAUCCUUCCUGUACCUUUGUCUCUUCAAGGAUGCUGGUAUGCCUGCUCCUGCUGCCUGUCAUCUGGGGGCAGCAUCUCCAAGAAGAGGCAGAAUUCAAACUAAACGUCCUUGAAACAGUGACAGUUCAGCAGAACCUGUGUGUACAAGUUCCUUGUACCUUUUCCUACCUUGGGAAGGAUGAAGUCAACAACCAGAUCUUUCUCUUUUGGUACCUGAGGGAAAAAAACAAUCUCACCCUAGUGGCCACCAAUAAGCACCGUUUUAACAUAUCUGAAAGAUUUCGAGACCGCUUCAGUGUUAUCGGGAAUCCCCAGAACCGAAACUGCACUCUGUCCAUCAAGAAUGCUCAGAAAUUGGACACGGGGAAAUACACACUCAAGAUGGAGACAGGAAAAUUAAAACCUGAGUUUAAAAAUGAAGUGUCUGUCAAUGUGUUGGACUUGACAGUGAAACCAGUUAUCAAAGUCCUAGAGACCCUGAAAGCUGGGGAUGAAGGGACCCUGAUCUGCACGAUGCCAGGGGCCUGUGAGGGGGUGAAUUCCCCCACCUUUCUCUGGACAGGGUCUGCCCUCUCCUCCCAGAGUCCUGGCACCAGGACCCAUGCCUCUUCAAAGCUGUCUUUCACUCCAAAAGCCCAGGACCAUGGCACCAAAAUCACUUGUCAAGUAACCUUUAAGAAGCCCUAUGUGACCUCAGAAAGGACUAUGCAUCUUCACGUCACCUAUCCUCCCAAAAGGCCAACCAUUCAGGUUUACCAGGGAAAUUGGCCAGUUCUAAAGUUCCUGGAAAAUGUGUCCUAUCUGCCAGUGUUGGAGGGCAAGUCCCUGAAUCUGAGCUGUGCUGCUGACAGUAACCCGGCUGUCUCUCUAAACUGGACCAAGGGGAAGCGAACUCUGACCUCCUCCCAACUUUCAGCUGCUGGGGUUGCAAACUUGCAACUUCACCAGGUGGGGCCACGCGACUCUGGAGAGUACACCUGCCAAACUCAGGCCCCACCGAAAUCUAGGAAGGCCUCCCUGGUGCUCUCUGUGCAGUACCCCCCGAAGCUGCUCAGCUCUUCUUGCUCCUGGGGUGAGGAGGGCUUGCUCUGUGCCUGCUCUGUCCAGGGCGAGCCGGCCCCCUCUCUGCACUGGUGGCUGGGGGACAGCCCUUUGCAGGACAGCAGCGGCAAUGACCUCCAGGUUGUGUCCACUACCUCAGGGGUCUGGACCAACAGUAGCCUGAGUUUGACAAAGCCAGAUCCUGCCCUCAGCCUCCGCUGUGAGGGGAAGAACUGUCAUGGGACGCACAGUGUCAGCAUCCUGCUGGUUCCAGACAAAACCACUCAAGGCACUGAAAUGAACAAGAAAUCACUGAUCAUGGGAGCUGCCUACGGGGCUGCCGUCACUGGCCUCUUGGCUCUUGGCCUCCUUAUCAUUGUGGUGAAGACUCUUAAGAGGAAAUCACCAGAGGUGAGGACUAAAACAUCUGAGACUGAAGUCAAUGAAGAUAACAGGCACCUUCCCUCAGAGGCCAUCCCCCUUACUCCAGAUGGGAUACUGAGGUUGAAAAGUUCCCUGAGGCCCCCACCCCCUGACACAUCAUGCCCCACCUCUAAGGAGGGACCCGAGCUGCAUUAUGCCUGCCUCAGCUUCCAGAAGCUGAGCCCCGAAAGUCCCCAGGAGUCUGCAUAUACUGGCACUGAGUAUGCUGAGAUCAAGUUUCAAAAAUAGCCUUUGUGAGGAAGAGAAUGGAAGAGGAGCAAGAUGCAUGGUGGUGUUGUUACUGAAAGAAGAAGUCAAAUGUGGUAUGAACAGAACCCUACUAUCACUGGGUCAUGAUGUUAUUUUUUGUAAAUAGAAGACAGGGUAUCAUAAUAAAGACUGUCAGAGUUGGGAGGGCCCUUAGAACAGGGAAUGUCAAGUAUGGGAACAGUAUGGGCCCUUAGAACAGGCAAUAUCAGAGAUGGAGAGGAGCUUAGAUCAAGGAAUGUCAGAAAUGAGAAGGGACCUAGAAUACUCUAUGUCAGAGCUAGAAGGGCCUUUGGAACCCAUAAUGUCAGGGAUAGAAGGGCCCUUAGAACACAGAAUUUCAGAACUGGGAGGCCACUUAAAACACAGAAUUUCAGAGUUGGGAGAGAAGGCAGAUAAAGAAUGUCAGGGAGGGACCUUAGAAGACAGAUGUCAUGUCAGAGCUUACAGAACUUAGAACAUAGAAUGUCAGGGAUAGAUCAAGAGGGACCUUAGAACUCAGAUUUCCAGGACAAGUAGAAACCUUAAAACAGAGAUUGUUGGACCUAGAAAAGAAUGUGAAGACCACUUAGGCCAAGUUGUUGUCAGACUAGAAGACAUGUUCUCUCCCUAGCUAGCUGUAUACCUUGAGGAAAUCUACUACCCUUCUCUAGGCCUCAGUUUUCCCAUCUUUAAGAAGCAGUCAGUCCAGGUAACUUUUAUGGCUCCUUCCAGCUCUGAAAUUCCAUGUUCUUUGUUUUGGGGGGACUUUUGGUGGAGGAGUUUCCAAGGCAGAUGCAAUUAGAAAAAACAACCUUCCAUUGAAAUGCGCAAAUAUUUUCAUCCAUAAAGAAUGCAUGAAAAAAUUAUCAGAAUGAAGCAAAAACAGCCUUUUAACUGAUUGUGUGUGUCCACAGACUUAGUGAACAAUUGUUCUUUCCCCAACAAAAGCUGGGCAUGUUGAUUUUUAUUCUGUAGUGACCCAAUGGGGCUGCUUGGUUCUGUGACCCCCUGAAAUUCCUAUGAGUCCUUGAUGUGAUGUAGUGCCUCCCUGCUCUGCCACUCAAUUCAAUUACAUUCAAUUCAAUUCAACAAAUAUUAAGUGCCGGUCGCUUCAAGGAGUGUAUACGGUACUGGGUGGAUAGAACAUGUUUACAGAUAAGUUUGUAAAAAUACAUUCAAAUUAUACAAAGUAUUGUAUCAUCACCUCAUAGGUUUAAAGAAGGAAGUAACCUCAAAGUCUACUUAGUUUUACAGAUGGGGAAACUGAGUUCAAGAGAGGUUAAAGGUCACAAGAAAGGAAAUAUAAGUUCCAUUUUAGAGAUUUUGAUAACCAACAAGCAAUUGUUAAGCUUGUUAAAUUGUUAAGUUACUAUAUUCCAAGAAUAGUGCUGGGCUUUAAGGUAUCUCCCAAGGCUCUGUCCUGGGUCUUCUUCUCCCUCCAUGUUAUUAAACUUGGGGAUCUCAUUGACCCCUAUGGAUUCAAUUAUCAUCAAUAAAUAGAUGAUUAUCAUCAGAUCUACUUAUCUAGCCCUAACCUUUCUCCUGACUUAUUCUUGAAUCUCCAGCCACCAGUUGGACAUCUUCUAUAGACAUCUUAAACUCAGUAUGUCCAAAACUGAACUCAUUAUCUUUCCCCCAAAACUAUUCCUUCUUCUAAGCUUCCUUGUUACUGAGGGUGAAGGCACCACCAUCUUCACAGUCACCAGGGCUUAUAACCUAGGUGCUGCCCUCAGCUUUUCACUUUCUCUUUCACCGUCCAAUAUCCAAUCUAUUGCCAAGUUUUGUAGAUUCUACCUUUGUAACAUCUCUUGUUUUUGGCCCGUUCUUUCCCCUAACACCGUCACCACAUAGCUUUGGGCCGUCAUUGACUUAGCUCCUAACAUGUAAUAGUCACUUAAAAAUUCUUGUCUACUUGUGGAUACAAAUACAAAAUGAGAGAGUCCCUAUCUUAAAACAAAAAAACAAAAACCAAACACAUUCUAAGGAUACAGCAAGUUAUGGAUAAUUAAGUACAGAUGUAGCCCAUGUAAUUUCUGAGGAUCCUCAUCCUAACUCCCAUUCUCAUGGACAAGUUGGGUCUCCAGAAUUUGGCUGGCUACAUCACCCACACAAACCUUUAGUGGCCCCUGAAGUAACAGGUGUGAUUUUGUAAUACCUAGGACUCGAGCCCCCACUGGUGUGCUUCCCCUAUAAAUUAUCAAUUGAAAACCAUUCAAUCAGCCAACCUUAAGUAGUUUUUUUUUUAAAGAAAAGAGUAUUUAUAAAGAGAAUACAGUAAGAGCAAUUGGUACAAACCAUCCCUCCAAAUAUUUGGAAAGCUCACUUUCACAAGUACAUAUAGAAUCCAAGGGAAAGCGGGCUCAAGCCCAGAGAGUACAUGUAACAAAGGGAUAAUUCAUGGCUUUUGGUUGCUAGUUUUCUUCUAUUUUCUUCCAUUUGUGGGAUGUUGAGGUAGUUUCCCUUAAGCAUGGUGAAUCUUUGUUCAGUCCGUCCUUGGCUUCUGAUGCAGAUACCACUGUCUGCCAGUCCAGAUGGGAAGUGCAACAUCCUCUAAAUUGGAAGGUCCUUCCCCAGUCAAAGGGACUCUAGGAGAAGACCUGGCCAAGGCUAGAGUUAAUAUUUCUCCAUCCCCCUUAGGUGCCUUCUCUUCAGGGAGGUGCUGAGAAGCAACAUGUUUUGAUUUCUCAAAUUCUCUUUUCCAUCCAACUCAAUGCUUUUAUACAGAAUGUAAGGAAAUCCCCCUACCAAGUUGGAACACACUUCUUGCUUGGUAUCAUUUCACUUCAUCAAAUGACUUCCAAAGAUUUCUGAACUUAAUUUUUUGGCCUAUGAAUGAUGGAUUGAUAUAUAUAUAUAUUCUGACUUCGUUAAGGUAUCUGGGUUAAGAAGGUAGAGGGGUGAUUUCUUAUGCUAGAUAUAUACAAGAUGAAAACACAGACUUGGGAGACACUUAGUAACUGGGGAGAUUAGAUUAGAAAGGCCUCCUGAAGGCUUCUUAUGCUUAGGCUUACCCUUGAAGGGAGUUAUGAAUUACAAGGGAUAGAGGUGAAUUGGGAGCAUCCUGGGAAUGGACCCAAGUUGUACAAAGGCAAACAGCAGGAGAUGGAAUGUUGUUUAAGGGGAACAGAAACAGCAUAGUUUGGCUGGAGUGUAGAUUGUGUGAUGGGUAAUAAUGCUUAAUCAGCCUUGAACUAAGGUGGUGAUUGCAUCAUAAGUGUGAAGGGAACAUGUCCGAGAGAUGCUGAAGACAUGGAAUGGACAAGACUUGUAUGAGAGACAGUAGAGUCAAAGACGACUCCUAGGCUGGAAGGAUGAUAAAGUCCUCAAUGGAAAUCAGGAAGUUAGGAAGUGGGAAGUUUGGAGAAUGACAUCAUGAGUUGUUUUGGACGUGCUAAAUUUGAGGUGCUCAAGGGGCAUCCAGUGGAGAUAUAGAGAAGGCAAUUGGAGAUUCUAGUCAGAAUAAAAGGACUGGGAAUCAUCUGCUUAACAAUUGAAUGCAUGGUACUUGAUGGGGUCACUAAGAAACUGACUAUAAAGAGAGAAGAGGAACUAAGAUCAGAGCCCAGGCACACCCACACUUAGGGGCCCAAAUGCUGAACCUACAAAGAAGAAGCAAUGUUAUGACAGAUGGAAACAAAACGAAGCGAGGACAUUGUUUAAAAAAAAAAACCCAGAGAAGAGAGAAUGUCCAGAAGGAGGGGGUGGUCAAUAGUGUGGAGAGAAUAAAAAAUGGGGAUUGACAAGACUUCAAUGGAUUUACCAUUGUAGCCCCUUUUUAGCAAGAGACCAGUUGAGAAGUGUAGUUCUUCCAUUGUAAGAAUGGACUGCAGUCAGACGCCCCAUGGCCCGGGUGAAACUGGGGUGCAGAUGAGCAGACCAAGAACGAGUGCUGCUCCCCCGAAAUGACGAUAAGCGUGAGCUCUGUAUAGUUCACUGAAACCGGCUAGGAAUGAUCAGCCUGAACAGCAUUUGCUGCCAGAUGCGGGUCUAGUGACUUUACCCUCUCUCUCUAUUGUCCUUCUCUGCUCUACUGCUGUCUCAAGAGUUGGGAUCACUUCCCUUUAGGAGUUUCCUCCUCUCUUUAAAUGUGGCCUGUACUUUCAUAACACAUUUUGCCUCUAAAUAAAAAUAAGUUGAUUUUGA